UUAAUAUACGGAGAAGGAUCCAUGUUACUUUGUAAUUUCUUUAGUUCCAUGAUUUUGGAGAAUACCAGGCUACCAAGAAUUCCUGGAGAAGAUAAAAAGCAACCACUUCACCUUCUAGAUGCUUAUCAUCGAUUGCUUGUCGAAGAAUGGGAUAAAGCAGGAAAAAUACUUGUCCAGCCUGUUAACAAAUGUCAAUGGCGGCCAUUGAAGAAAGAAAAUCAAAAGGAAUUUGGGAAAUUCAGUCGUCAAUCUCGUUCAGUCACCGAUCUCAAAGCAAAAGGCAUUCACUUCAAACCUAGUUCAUGUUGUUUGAUGAAUAUUAGUUUCAAAUCAUCCACAUUUUAUGGGCAAGUUCAACUCCCGGUUUGGCUUUUCACUAGCAUUUCCAAGCUAUUCUUUAUAAACAUGAUUGCAUAUGAAGCAUCUCCAGAAAGCGACACUGGCAUUCCUAUAAUAUGUUAUGUUAAUUUCUUGAAAUCGCUCAUUGUUAAACCUGAAGAUGUGAAGGAACUACGGGAAAAGAAGAUACUCUUUAGCACCCUUGUCAGUGAUGAACAAGUUGUUGAAGCAAUCAAAGAGAUUGAUACUUGCGGACUUGAUGAUUACUAUAUUUUUGACAAUGUGAAGAUGAGAAUUGAGGAGCACUGCAGCAACAAGGCAAAAACAUGGAUUGCUGAAUUAAUUCACACUAAUUUUCGCAAUCCAUGGACUUUUAUUACCUUACUCGCUGCCACUUUUCUUCUUUGCUUAACUUUUCUCCAGACCUAUUACACAUUGAAUCCUAAGUAAAGGUGUGUGGCAAAUGCUGUUCUUCAUGUUUUAGUUGAGAUGUGUUUCAACUCUUCCGAACAAGAUAGGUUUGAUGCUUUUAGUAUUUAUUGUAUUAAUCUAUGUUUGUAUUAUUGGAAUUCAAAUCUAUAAAAGUAGUAUUUUAAUAAAUGUCUAUCAGAUGACUGAUUGAAAACAA
This is a messenger RNA of Olea europaea var. sylvestris, 967 nucleotides long. RefSeq lists its product as uncharacterized. The record is from RefSeq and is a predicted model, not a curated record. The transcript has a single exon. Lineage: Eukaryota; Viridiplantae; Streptophyta; Magnoliopsida; Lamiales; Oleaceae. The coding region runs from base 22 to 789 and encodes 255 amino acids.